UUCAUGCUCUAUUGAAACUUGUUUCCAUCCUCAAUCCCUCUUCCCCCUUCUCUCUUCUUUCUUUUCAUUUUAAAUGUGUAUUCUGCAUUCAUCUUGUUCUCUUCAUCUUUCAUUCUAAUUCCUUAAUUUCAUUUCAUUCAUUAUGGAAACGCAAAAUCAUCAACAAACAGAAACCAAGUCUGAAAAGCCAAAUGUUAUGAUCGUGGGUGCUGGUCUAGGAGGACUCUUGCUGGGCAUUCUUCUGGAACGUGCAGGAAUUCCCUAUCACAUCUAUGAGCGAGCCACUAAGCUCCGUGCCUUAGGAUCGGCAUUAACCUUAGGCGCCAAUAUACUUCCAGUGUUUGAGCAACUUGGUUUACUUCCAGCAUUAGAAGAAAUAUCGUUACCCGUUCCUUCCUUGGACAUUUACAAAUCAGACAUGAAGCUCUUUGGGUCGAUCAAACUGAUGGGUCGGAAAGGAACUGGUUAUGAGAAUUUGCUCUUUGAGAGACCAAGGUUGUAUGAGCUUUUGCUCAAACAUGUUCCUUCCGAGAAGAUCACGCAGGGCAAAAAAGUCAUCCGAGCAGAGGAAAAAGAAUCUGAUAAGGUAGUGAUCCAUUGUGAAGAUGGUUCCACAUUUGAAGGUGAUAUCCUUGUGGGCGCAGAUGGCGCUUAUAGUAAGAUCCGACAGGAUCUUUUCAAUCGUAUGGGAGAAGAAGGUACGCCUGUCCCCAAGGAGGAUUUAGAGGAUAUGGUCUUGGGAGAUAUUUGUAUGGUCGGUGUAGCAAAGCCCAGUCAUCCUGAAAAAUAUCCACAGCUCAAGAGUAACAUUUCGCACUUUAUGUGCGUUCUUGGCAAGGAUAGAAAGAGUUGGCAUGCUGUUAGUGUUCCCAACAACCAUAUUUGUUGGUCAUUGAUUGUCCAGCUGACAGAGGCUGAGGUGAAAGAACAAAAAUUCCGUAACACAGAAUGGACUCCAGAGUCAAAUGAGGCGAUGAUUAAAGAUUUUUAUGACCUACCCUCUCCAAUGGGAGGAACAAUGGGUGAAUUGAUCGAUGAAACACCCAAGGACCUUAUCUCGAGAGUAUUUUUGGAGGAGAAAAUCUUCAAGACUUGGUUCCAUGGCCGGACUGUCCUUCUUGGUGAUGCUUGUCACAAGAUGCUUCCUGGAGCCGGUCAAGGUGCCGUAAAUGCAAUGCAAGACGCAACAGUCCUUGCCAACUGCAUUUAUAACAUGGCAGGUAGAUCACAAGAGAGCGUCAUAGCAGGCUUUGAAGAGUAUUACCGACAACGAUACCCUCAUGCACUCCAAAAGUUCAACGUCAGCAAAGAAUGGUCCAUGGUUAUGUUUGGACAGACUUGGAUCGAGCGCAUGGUUCGACAUAUUAUGGUCAAGUAUACGCCUGAGUGGUUAUUUAUGCGCACACAUACCAAAAACUUUGCACAUCGUCCCCAGAUUGCUUGGCUCCCACUGGCCGAAACCCGCGGUAUGCUUCCUGCAUUACCACAGGAAGGAGUUAGGAAGCUACUUCAUGAAAACUAAAGGUUGAGACUUGAUAGAUUAGUGGCCUUUCGUAAAAUGUAAUGAGGUAGCUUGCAGAAAGAAAAGUGAAGAGUAUAUUAUUUAUUUCAACAUCUAAUAUUAAUAAAAAAGUAAUAUUGAUC
Messenger RNA from Lobosporangium transversale, 1644 nucleotides. RefSeq lists its product as hypothetical. The transcript has 8 exons. Bases 143 to 1522 code for a protein of 459 amino acids. Gene Ontology annotation, molecular function: FAD binding. NCBI's taxonomy places the organism in Eukaryota, Fungi, Mortierellomycota, Mortierellomycetes, Mortierellales, Mortierellaceae. The record is from RefSeq and is a predicted model, not a curated record.